AUGCAAAAGCCAUUACCAGAGUUGCUAAAGGAGUAUGAUCUACCAAUUGGAAUCUUUCCUCGUGAUGCAACAAACUAUGAAUUCAAUGAAGAGACUAGGAAGCUCAUCGUUUACAUUCCUCAGGUAUGUGAAGUAGGCUACAAGGAUUCAUCAGUCUUGCGUUUCUUCACCACUGUGACCUGUUAUUUGGAGAAAGGAAAGCUAGCAGAGAUAGAAGGAAUGAAGACAAAAGUGUUGAUCUGGGUGAAAGUGACAACCAUUAUGUCAGAGGGAUCAAAACUUUAUGUGACAGCUGGCAUGAAGAAAACAAGGAGUAGGGAAGCAUAUGAGUUUACAAGAGAUGGUGUAUGCGUAGAUAAGUUCUAA
Vigna umbellata (rice bean) is the source of this 366-nucleotide messenger RNA. The record is from RefSeq and is a predicted model, not a curated record. Lineage: Eukaryota; Viridiplantae; Streptophyta; Magnoliopsida; Fabales; Fabaceae.